Molecule: messenger RNA, 3530 nt
Organism: Topomyia yanbarensis
Lineage: Eukaryota; Metazoa; Arthropoda; Insecta; Diptera; Culicidae
Product: cellular tumor antigen p53-like
Exons: 8
Coding region: 307-1608 (433 amino acids)
Biological process (GO): regulation of transcription by RNA polymerase II; apoptotic process
Cellular component (GO): nucleus
Molecular function (GO): RNA polymerase II cis-regulatory region sequence-specific DNA binding; DNA-binding transcription factor activity, RNA polymerase II-specific
Source: RefSeq, a predicted model, not a curated record
CUUCUGCGGCAGAGGCUCGCAGACGUGUUUUGUUUGUUCGUUCAAACGCUUUAAAUUUUGUACUGAAAAACCGUAAAUAUUAAGUGCAAGUGUGUUUUUAUAAACAUCGAAGCCUUGUUUUUCUGUUUGUGAUAUUUGUUACUCGAAUGAUUGUGGGAUUCUUGGUGAAAAGGUGCACUUCCGCUCCGGAACAUACCAGCGAAGGAAGGUAGCAGUUUGGUGACCCGUGUCUGGGUUUUCGUCUUGCGAAUCUGAAAAAUCUACCAACAGUACAACUACUAUCUGACAUUGCGCAAAACUUUCGAGAUGGUCGACUCGCGGGAGACGAACCAAACCUAUGGCCGGAACCAGCAACCAGUUGAUGAUUGCGAUGCUGCAUUAUUAUCGCAGAUUCCGACCAGCGAAUUGAUGAUGGAUUUGGAUGGGGGAAUGUUUCAGCUGGAGCCAUAUCAGGAGGUGCUAAAGCUGGAAUCACUUCCGGAUAUGGACCAGUGCGAUCAAUCGAUGCAGAUCCCAAAAUCGGUGACCCCUCUCGUGCUUGACCAUAUGAACAAAACACCAACGCUGGAAGAGUACCACGAUCCGGUGUUUAACUUUCACGUUGAUCUUAACGGGGAAACCAGUGGCAAGUCCAGUUGGAUGUUUUCCUCCAGGUUGAACAAGGUCUUCGUCAAGAUGGGUCAGGCGUGCACGUUCAACGUUUCCUAUCAGUCACUCAACUUCCAGGAGCUGCAGGUGCGAGCGAUGCUGGUUUGCUCUGCUCCGGAAGAUAUGCACUAUCCGGUGUUUCGAUGCGAGAACCACCGCUGCAGCGAUAACAGCAAACUCCCGGAGGAUGUAAAAUCUCACGUUAUGCGCUGUUUCAACCCGUCGGCACGGUACGUUGGCAGUGAGAGCGGAGUGGCCUACCAGGAGCGACUAGCGGUGAUCAUUCCUCUCGGAUCCACCACCCAGGAUCAGGCAUCGAUGAAUGUUUCGCUCGAGUUUGUGUGCCAAAAUUCAUGUCGAAUCAUCAACCGACGAGCGACAGCCAUCAUUUUCACCCUGGAGGACGUGCAUGGUCAGAUUCUGGGAAAGAAAUCGCUUCAUCUCAAGGUGUGCAGUUGCCCCAAGCGGGACAAGCAGAAGGAGGAGGAAUGCCUGGCACCGACUAAACGCAAGAGUGAGGAACAACUUCAAGCACCGCAUGGGAAGAAAGUGGCCAAAGUUUCCACCGCACACCGUAAUCCUACGGGUCAGCAGCGACCGCAGCGAACAUCGCCACCAUUGCCAGGCAAACUGGCCUACAUCAAAAAGGAAGGAUCGCCCGAUUCUUCUCCGACGUCCGCUUUCCAUCACCGGCGAGCUCGAUCAUUGACUCCCUAUAGCAGCCAGGAGCUGAUCGAGCAGCCGGCUACCACCAUCAGCAUUCCAUUGCCCAGCGUUCCGGCAGCCGUCAAAGUAGCCGAAUAUGCCUUCCAGGUGGUCGCCGGUGAUCUGGUCCGUUGCGUCGACGAUGACCAACGGAAGCACCUGGCCGCCUUCCUGACGAAGAUCCGACGGCUGCAGAAACGCCUCACCACCGGCCAUACUGCCUACAACACCAACAGCUCAACGGAUUCCGAGUAGCGCCAUUGCCGACGCUCGAGACAAAUUACAUACCCUAUUAUAAUUAAUAUUAAACCAUUAACCAAUCGUUGUUAAGAGGGUGGGCGGGGGGUUGGGCCCAUCUUGUUGCACACCUACUCACUAUUUUUUUGACUAACAAUUUACAAUAUUGGGUAAACCAGUCGCGUUGAAUGCUGAGCGUUAGGCGAAAAGAUUGCAAACUUAAUAGUUAUUAGACACUAGAGUAGCGAUAGAAAAACUAUUAGUAGUAGUAGCAGUAAUAGUAUCGAAAGUACUAUACGUUAUAUCAUAUGGUUAGGUUAGGAAAGGAUCAGGUUGUGUGUUCAGGCUGUAUGGCGAAUGAUUCAAAGUCCAUCCAAAUUUAACAGCUGCUCGGGAGAGCUUAAACCUUUUUUUCCCCAGUGUCUCGCUACUAUGUUUGGCUGUCGAUCAAUAAUUAUCAUUUGGAAAUUAGCGUCUGUUAGCGAUUGUCACGUCUUACAAACGUCUCAAUCUGAAUCGUUCUCACUGUCGAAUUGUGUUAAACCAGUUAUCACCAGUUAUGGUUUUGUUUGCUGUAACGUUUUAUUUUCCUUCUCCAUCAUGUGCCAAUAAAUGUUUACUCUUCUAUCUAACCGAAAGGCUGUUUCAAGGCAUUUCAUUUCGCUUCCAUUUAGUAUCGUUUCCAUCGCAUGGUCCGACUGCCGAUCAGUGCAAUUCUAUAGCUCAAUUCGUGACGAUUGGACAUUGGAAGCGCAUACUCGUAGAGCUAGGUAUUAGUUGGAUUUGAGCAUUUAUUGUAGCCUAAACAAUGGCGUGUACUUUAAGUAUUUUCCUCAUGGCAAAAUGUAGUUCGCCUUACUUUUCAUAUAUAUACAUUUUUUUGUAGAAAAAUAAGUGCAUGAUAGUUUAAGCAGAUAGAUAACCGUUAUACGAAAUACACGGAACGUGAUUGGAAAAGUGCUAUGAAGAGUGCUUUUUAAAAUAAUUACUAGAAAAUAAGUCGAUUGUUUUGUUUACUUAAAAAAAUCAGAGGCAACAAUGAUUGUCCACUUUAAUGAGAAAAAAAUAUAAAGGAGGCAACAAUGAUUGUCACCCUUAAAAAAAGAAAAAAUCAGAGGCAACAAUGAUUGUCCAUCUUAAUGAGAAAAAAAAAAUGAUGGGGGCAACAAUGAUUGUCACCCUUAAAAAGAAAAAAAAAACAAAUCGGAGGCAACAAUGAUUGUCUACCUAAACAAAAAAAAAAUAUUACAAAGAAAAAAAUACAAACAAUGAAUGUUCAUUGGAACAAUUAUCUAAUUUCACUUUCUUUCAUUCUAAAGUAGUGAUGACAAAUAUUAAAGUUUCAGCUGAAUGAACCGUCACGAGUAGGCUCAAGUGCCUGAAUAGUAGCAGCUUUUCGUGUGAAGCAAACAGUGCGAUGCAGCCGGUAACAUGGGUGAUAUUCGUCGUUCAAGUUCCCUACAAGUUUGACCAUUGUAACAAUGUUGAAUACAUUUCUCGUGUUGACAUACACCUGUGCGUGAACUGCACCGACGACGGAAGUCUUGUGGACGAUACUGACUCAUCAAAUAGGAAAUUGGUCUGGACUAAACAGGGAGCGGCAACGUCUGUCAUCGGUGUUCUUCCAAUCAGAUUUACUGCUUGCUUCAGGAAUAAAAGAAUCUCGGAAUAUCUCAUCAAGGUUGGCUGGAAUCUGGACAUCGCAGUGAAUCCCAGAUACGUGACAAAAUAAAACCAACAAAACGAAGUUGAACUUUGCCAUCACGGCACGGCAUGUACACGAACCACGCGGAGGCCUUCGAAGCGUGUUACCCGUAUCUGUUACUCUAAGCAACUGCGAAAAAAAUAUCCGUUCAGUUUGUCUCAUAGUAAAUAUGACUACAUAACAGUCCCAUUAUUCUAGCAAAUAGAUACUUCUGCAAAGCUAGUGUAGUUUGAGU